AUGGAAAUCAACGAUGGUCUACUAUUUAUGAAAAAUUCUAAAACUUCAAAACAGAUAACUGAAAUCAAGAAGGUUGAUGUGGAGAAUGGCAAGCAUAACUAUUCGACGAACCUCCACAAAACGUUGAGAGAAGAAGAAGAUCCAGUGAAUUGUUCAUCAAAGUCACUUGGGCAUCAAUCUCAACUAGAGAGUCGUCUACUCACUCGUGAAGAUCUCAUUAAUUUAGACAAAAUUGAACCACGUUGGAGAUAUAUUCGAAUAGGAUUAAUAAUUGGAUUUGGGAUUAUAUUUUUUGGUCUUUUAGCAGCAUGUAUCCUUUACAUAAUUUUUGGACAAAUAUGUCCAUCUGUGCCUAAAUUACCAUUUUGGAAAUCAACAGUUGGUUACUGGUUAGAUGUGUUUGCAUUUAAAGACUCUUCUGGUGAUUUAGUCGGAGAUUUAAAUGGUCUCACAUCUGAAGUAGAUUACAUCAAAACUGUCGUGGGUGCAGGAUAUGUGAUAUUAGGUCCCAUUACUAAAGGAUUUUACACCAAUUCACACAAUAUGCUAGGAUUAGUGGAAGAUUACAAGCAGUUAGAUGAAGCAGUUGGCACAAUGGAUGAUUUUCGUGGUCUUUUAAAACACUUUCAUAAAAACGGUAUAAAGGUCAUCCUGACUUUCAAUUUCAAUGCCAUAUCCAUCAAUCAUAAAUGGAUUACAGAGAACAAAGUCAAACUGACAUCGUUUGAAAAGUCUCGUAAUAAUAAAUUAUCCCGAUAUGGAAAACCGAUCGAUGUAGAUAUCGGUGGUCAGAAAUUUUAUUCAGUAUUCGGAUCACCGAAUGUAGAUCUAGAUUUAACUUCGGCUAAAACUCAGAAAGAUGUGAUCCACUUUUGGAUGAAAGAAGGAAUAGACGGUAUUCUCUUGGAUAAUGCUGCAUUCUUUGUUGAAGAAAAUGAAGGAACACAAAGCAACGUUGGUUCAAAAUGGUUAGAAAACUGUCCAGAUUCUCAAUUAUAUAGAAAUGGAAGUGUGAAAUUUGUUGAAGGUGUAAGACGAGAAAUAAAUAAGUGGAUUAAGAAAAGUGGAAAAGAAAAAUUAUUGGCUGUCAAUUCAGGUGAUACAGGUUGUGGUGUAGGAGAUAAUCCAGAUCCAAUGUUAAUGUUCAAAGAUGUGGCUGAUAUAAUAAUCAGUCGUGAAUUCGUUUUCAAUAGGGGUAGAUUUGAAACCCUAGUAUCAUUUGACAAAACAGCUAUACAGAAAUAUUCUACAUAUUCAGACUCGGAUAAAGAGAAAUUAGGAUUGACAACAAGUACUUCAAAUAAUCCAACAGAUUCAGAUAUGAUUCAACUUGCAUUAACAUUAUUAUUACCAGGACAACCAAUAAUUUAUUAUGGAACUGAGAUGGGUAUCAAUAGUCUGGAAUUAUCUCGUAUUCCAAAAGAGUUAUAUCCAAAAGGGAAAAUUUAUAAUAAUGAAGAAGGAUUUUGGUCUACACGAUCUCAUUUACCAAUGCCAUGGGAUUUCAAUGGAAGAAGAUUUUCAGCAACAAUAAAUGAUUCUACUUUUAGUGACUAUUUGAAUGGAUAUUUGCAUAAGCAAUCCGUUGAAAUUCAGCUUGCUGAGGGAAAUGAUCGAUCAAAACUUCAACUCGUUAAGAAAUUGGUGACUUUACGUCAGAAUGAUAGUUUGAAAUGGGGAACAAUGGAGCAGAUAAGUUUUGGUGAAAACAUACAAUUACAUAAAAAAAUUACAAAUAGAAUAGAGAAUAUGAAUUGUAUUAAAUUCUAUUUAUCAUCAUUUGUUAUUAUUAUUGUAAGUUCUAUGAUAUUGAUCAAGUGUCAUCGAAUGAUACAUGAAUAUGAUGAACCCCUAAUGGAUUCAACUAAUUCAGAUUACACGAUAAACAUUCCCAGUGGAGAAUUAUGGUUUAAACGCGUACAUCAACCUAGAUUUAAUAAAAAGAACAGAUUACCAAUAUCAGUGAAACGUCCACAAAAAUCAGCAAAUUAUUAUUAUGAUCUUUAUCGACAAUCCAUGUUACCAACAAAUGAAUUUCUUGGUUAA
This is a messenger RNA of Schistosoma spindalis, 2046 nucleotides long. The record is from the annotation of a GenBank genome assembly. Lineage: Eukaryota; Metazoa; Platyhelminthes; Trematoda; Strigeidida; Schistosomatidae.